AUGGCCCUUUAUGAGCUCGUUGACAUCGGGGCCAAUUUAUGCCACCCUUCUUAUGAAAAUGAUCUCGAUGAAGUUUUGCAACGAGCCAAGCAAGCCGGAGUGCAGAAAAUCAUGGUGACUGGAACUAGCGAGAAAAAUAGCGAAGAUUGUGGAAAGCUAGUUCAACAAUAUCCUGGAUUUCUUUAUUUUACUGCAGGUAAGUAUGAGCACCUCAAAAUUCUGGCAGUGACGCUCUAUCGCAGUCCCACGUGAAAACCCGACCGCGGCACUGAAUUCACGUGGAGAGCGGGUAAAGCGCGAUUUCCAGAGACUUCUGCGGCUGCAAUAAUAAUAGUUUCACACGGCGUGCUGAAGCAUGUAUGCAAAAAUAAAAUUUUGAUUUUGCGGGAAAAAUCGCUCGUUGCCAAGGCCCUUUCGGGUGAUGAACCCAGUUGCUGGGCAAAGAGACUACUCGUUGGACAACCGGAUCCUUUCACUGUGUUUAGACGAAUACCAAUUACACUUUAUUGCCAAUGGGACUUAGGAUCCAUUUCUCAUGAAGGUAGAUGUGGGCGUCCAGAGAAGAAGAAGGUCGAGUGGAGAACCAAACGGGCAAAACUUGGAACUCCCCAUCAGAACCCGGGUCGUUGCCAGUGGCAACUUGCCACGUUGACCUCGACCCCGUGUGUGAGAAUCUUCCAGAAGGUCGAUAACGUGGAGGUCAAUGGGGUGCUUAUCAGAGGGUAACACGUUCCCCGACUGACACCGAAUUGGGACGUGUAAAGACGAAGGGUUGAGAUCCUCAACUUGAGGAAGGGAUGGAUGACUAGCACAUACGCUUCAACUCGCCGUGUUUCAAAUAUCCCACUGAAUGUCUUUUUCAGGUGUCCAUCCCCACAAUGCAAAAGACUGGAAUGCUGGAACAUUAAAAACUUUGAAAACUCUUCAUGUAAGAUUUUUUCUAAAAUGUAAAAAAUUGCCCUUUUUCACCGGUCUACGCUUUUAAGGAGGCUACGCCGAACCACAACUAUCCCAAAUCAGAACUAUUCGAAUCUGAAUUGUUCGUAAUAAAAAAACCACGCGCAGAUAGGUUUUGUUCGGGACAGUUCUGAUCCGGGGCAGUGCCACAGAACAGUGCCCCGGGGGCACUGUUCUGAUUCGGGACAGUUCUGGUUCCACGUACCCUCUUUUUAAGGAUAACCCCAACUGUGUGGCAGUCGGGGAAUGUGGUCUCGACUUCAAUCGAAAUUUUUCUCCACAAGAAGUUCAAAUCGAUGUGUUCGCAAAACAAAUCGAUCUAGCUAUUAAUCUGCAAAAACCUCUCUUCAUACACGAACGGGAUGCGCACGAAGAAAUGGUGAAAGCGCUUGACCGUGCUGGAUCCUCGUAUGUUUUCCUUCCGAAUAAAGCUGAUAUUAAUAGAAAAACAUGCUUCCAGGCUACCACCUGCAGUAAUUCAUUGUUUCACAGGCACUAUUGACGAAGCCAAAAAGUAUAUAGAGAUGGGGCUAUACAUCGGCCUUACAGGUCUGAAAAGAAACUCUUUUGGAAGUUUUUAUCAAUCAAUCUGCUCAGGUUAUCUAUGGAAGGACAGGACUACAAAUGGCGUUCAAGCAGGUCUUCGAUCUGGGGAAAUUCCUGUGGAAAACUUGUUGCUAGAAACUGACGCGCCAUACAUGUACCCCAAAAUUAACGAUAAGAAACUGUCGAAGAACAUCAAGAUUGAAUUUUCGCCAGUAACUGAGGCACUCCAUAAAGUGAGAACUUGUUUCUUAUUAUUGUUUUUUUUCAUGCGAGGCUUGUCUACAGGGCUCAAGCUUUUGAAAAUAGUAGUAAUUUGGCUGAAAACACGAUCAUUGUGCUAACAGCGCUGAUUUUCUUCUUAUUUUUGAAAAAAAUGAAUUAUUAUAGGGGCACCGCACAGAAAUGGCGCUCUAUUCAGAAACUCUUUUUGCAGUGCAAAUUGAGCGACCUCGGGGCCGAGUUUGAAAAGUUAGGCCACGUUUUCAGUGGAAAAUUACUUCGCGGCCCAGAAAUUCUGCCAGAUUGCGAACAGCGCGCCAUUUCUGUGAGAUGCCCCUAUAAUAAUGAGGCUUGUAAGCUGGUCGAACAGACGCCUGAAAAAACACUCUGGGAACUCGAUCGCAAUCUAAUUAGAAAACUUUGCAAUCUAAUACGAACUCGUUUGAAAUAGAAUUUGCUUCAAUUCGAUUGCAAAAUCUUCUAAUUAGAUUGCAAUCACUGCAAUUUUUCUAAUUAGAUUGCAAUUUUUCUUAUUAGAUUGCAAUUCAGGAAAAAUAUAUUGUAAUGUAAUACGAUUUACUGGAACUUCAAUUAAAUCUGAUUAGAUUGCGAAAUAGAGCGUUUUCUUAUUAGAUUGCAAACUCUUCUAAUUAAAUUGCAAUCGAGUUUCCAGGGCAGGCGCAGGCGCCUGAAAUCGCCUGUUAGACCAGCCUAGAGACUUUAAUUCAAUAAAAGGGGCGUGACCUCAGCUGAGACGCGUAUUUAGAAAACUUCAGCAAAUGCAGCACUUUUUCGCCAUUUUUUUGUUAAAUAUCCAUGAAAAACGAUAUUUGAGGGAGGAAAACGACGCAAUUUUCGUGAGAACGCAACUUUCGAAACGUUUUUUGCCUAAUGGGGCUAUUCAGCGUAUGUUUGUUUUCCGUUUUUUUACAUCGCUGAAUUGGAUUUUUUGACGUAAAAAACGAAAAAACGGAAAACAAUCAUUUUUUCACAGCAUGAAUAGCCCCAUAAUCCGCUUCCCGCAGAACUUACUGAAAUUCGAGCAAUCAGCACUUGUUAUAAGUAAAAAUGGUGUUUUCAGCUGAAUCACCUGUAAAAAAAUUAAUAAAAUACUUAGUACAAUUUCAUUCAGUUUUCAUCGUUCAAUCGAAAUGAGCCCUCCUCUCUUGCGGCAGUGUGUGAGUUGGUUGCUGCGUUCUCCGGACGAGAUGCUAAGGACAUUGCGAGAAUAACGACCAACAACGCCAAGAAAGUGUAUAAACUGGAAUAA
Molecule: messenger RNA, 2992 nt
Organism: Caenorhabditis sp. 36 PRJEB53466
Lineage: Eukaryota; Metazoa; Nematoda; Chromadorea; Rhabditida; Rhabditidae
Source: the annotation of a GenBank genome assembly